AUGACAUCAAGAAAAGGACCAUUUAGACUUGUCACUGUCAACACGGCACCAGAACGUGCUAAGCGUCUCAUUGGACGUCUUAUUGCCGAGCUUCAAGAUGAUUACGAGAUUAUUCACGUUGACAACUGUCAGAGCAUGGACGAGGUGAUCCCUAAAGUGACUGAACAUAAGCCUGAUGUGUUGUUCUCCGCUUCCAUGUGGUCACCAGAAGAGGCACAACAAAUUCACGCAAUGGCAAAGUCUAUUGUACCUGACAUCAAGCUUCAUGCCAUACCGACUGGUCUGCAAGUUGAGAGAGGACCAGAUGCGAUUGUUGAGUAUCUCGUUGAGAAGGUCCCUGCCCUGUUGGAUAGCUAG
Molecule: messenger RNA, 357 nt
Organism: Fusarium venenatum
Lineage: Eukaryota; Fungi; Ascomycota; Sordariomycetes; Hypocreales; Nectriaceae
Source: RefSeq, a predicted model, not a curated record